AUGUUCGGGAUCAUCGCGGACUUGUUGUCCUCGGUCAUUACGAUUCUUUUUCCAGUGUUUGCUUCGUAUAAAGCCUUGCGGUCCUCCGAUCCCUCGCAGCUGGCACCAUGGUUGAUGUACUGGGUUGUGCUGUCGGGGAUUCUGCUCGCUGAGUCGUGGACGGUCUUUAUCUUGGGCUGGAUUCCGUUCUACAGCUGGUUCCGACUGUUCUUCUUCUCCUACCUGGUGCUGCCCCAGACGCAGGGCGCGAAGAUCCUCUAUCAGACCUACGUGGAUCCCUUCCUGGCGCACCACGAACGCGAAAUCGAAGAGUUCAUCGGCCGGUCUCACGAACGCGCCAAAGCUCUCGGGCUGCAGUACUUCUACCAGGCCAUCGACUACAUUCGGGAGAAGGUCCUGGGCCUCCCGGCGCAGCGUCCUGCGCCCCCGCCCCCGCCUACAGGUCCUGCCGGCUACGCGCAGUCUCUCCUCUCUCGGUUUAACAUCCCCACUGCGGCGGGGGCAGCGCAGCCGGCUGCCGCCAACGAUUGGUACUCUACGAUUAGCUCCGCCGUAGCGUCCAUGGCGGCGGCGGGGAAGAGCCAUGAAGCGCGCGCGGAGGAGUUGUCUGCGAGCGGGAACCUCCUGCCACGGGAGCUUGCCGGUAUGUCCCGUGCGGAUAAGGCGAGUUUCAUCUCCCGGCAGCGCGACAUGCUGGAAGUGGUGCGGGCGGCGCUAGCGAAGGAGGAGAGCAAUCUGGGUCGCGGCGACGUGGACGAGGACCUUGCGUAUGGCGCGUCUCUGCGGAAGAACCAGAGUGAUCACUCGUUCGACCACAUCAACCCGGAGGAUAUUCGGGAUCGGUCGCCGGCGCGACCGGAGCGGUCGUCCAGCGGCAAGUGGGCGGCUGGGUGGUUUGGGGGUGGAGAGCAAGCUGGGGCAUCGGGCGCGGAGUUUGCGGCACGGGCGGUGGAUGAGAUUGCGCGGGCACGGGUGUCGCACCAUUAG
Messenger RNA from Aspergillus clavatus NRRL 1, 987 nucleotides. Its product is annotated as HVA22/TB2/DP1 family protein. The record is from RefSeq and is a predicted model, not a curated record. The coding region runs from base 1 to 987 and encodes 328 amino acids. The transcript has 3 exons. NCBI's taxonomy places the organism in Eukaryota, Fungi, Ascomycota, Eurotiomycetes, Eurotiales, Aspergillaceae.